Molecule: messenger RNA, 2243 nt
Organism: Cadophora gregata
Lineage: Eukaryota; Fungi; Ascomycota; Leotiomycetes; Helotiales; Ploettnerulaceae
Exons: 1
Coding region: 90-1898 (602 amino acids)
Source: RefSeq, a predicted model, not a curated record
CCACACCGUACCAUCGAUGUCAUUCGAACGAGUCUCAAGACCCGCAAAAUCCAAUUUGAUAGCAUACCAUGGCCCAGCCUUGAUGAAUUAUGUUUCAAUACCGCCCUCUUCCCCCGGUCUCCCCUUCUGGCAAUCCAAGCAUCCGUAUCCUAGAACUCCAGCCCCGCCAUUUCUCACCAGACACACAAGAGGACACUGUCCAAUGCAAACUUCUAGACGCCCACCUUGGAGAAUGCGAGCCCUAUGAGACACUCUCAUAUUGCUGGGGCGAUGUGCAAGUUAAAGUUCCAAUCGCCGUAGAUGGACAACGUUUCGAGGUCACAGCAAACCUGCAUGCAGCAUUGAAACGGCUACGCAUGUACGCUCAAAAGCGACGGAUAUGGAUCGAUGCCAUCUGUGUGAACCAAAGUGAUAUCGAUGAGAGAAACGAACAAGUUCGUCUCAUGAGACGCAUCUACACAGAAACAUCUCGGUGUUUCGUUUGGCUAGGACAGUUUUCAGAAGAGGAAGUUAAGCUUGGAAUCGAAGCUUUGAUGAGGUUAGAGCAGCACCGCAGAGCUGAUGAGAUUUCAACAAAAGUCGAUCCGUUCGCACUUACGAAAUCUAUUAAUCGAUGGAUACGUAGCAGUCCGGCGAUUGAGUCUCUAGAGGCUUUGAAGGCACUUGUUGAGUCGCCGUGGUUUAGUAGAGUGUGGGUUAUUCAGGAGAUUACUUUUCCGCCUUGUGUGACGAUUUUGUAUGGUUACACGACCUUGGAUUGGGAUUUUACGAUCGCGGCUUUGGAUCAUGUGGGCAUGCUGAGUUUGUAUCUCCGGGAUACAGCUCAUGCGGAUCGGAUCCGUGGGUUGAACACUGUUCGUUCGAACAGGGUGGAAAUGUCACGUCGUGGCGGCAUCAACCUCACGGCUGAGAUACAAGACCCGUGGUGGAAGAUGUUGAUUCAGUUUCGAGGAUUCGAGGCUACUGAUCCUCGCGAUAACGUGUUUGCGUUGAUGAGUUUGGUGGAUAUUCCGGAUGAUGGGAUGUUCUCGGUUCCUGAUUAUCAUAUGGCGGAGGCGGAGGUGUAUAGACUGUUUACCAAGAAGAUGUUGUGCUGGACGAAGAGUCUGGAACCUUUGAUUUAUGGGAUAAGUUCGGCUCCUGGUGGGAGGCAGACUCGUGGUCUGCCUGCUCGACUGCCUAGCUGGGUGGUCAAUUGGAGAGAAGCACUUUGCUCGCGGCCUUUGACAGGUCGGAACUUCAAGGCGGCCCGGUCUUCUCUGCUUGAUAUGGAAAAGAUCAAUUCAUGUUCAGAUAGACUAGUAUUAGAGGGGUAUCCUAUCGACGAAAUCACCUAUAUAUCAGCACCAUCACCGUACGAACAGUCAAAUGUCAUCGGAGUGCCGCAACGACUUGAGGAUUGGAAGUCUGGUAUAAGCGAAUUUCUAUCCAACAGCUCUCUUCCAAGUCUAGAAUUUGACGCUGCAUUUUACCGGACAAUCAUGGGCGGAGCAUCUGAGCUCCACAGCGAUCGACUUGAUGUCCAAGCAAACGAAGUCGGUCAGAUCGUGAGCGAGUAUCUUGCUUUGCGCGACACAACAAGCGAGGCAAAGGGACGAUGGGUCGAAGACAAUAUUACGGAAGCGAGAUUCGUCGCUUAUACGAUUGUGUCUGGAUAUAUAAGUAGUGCUUGUACGAGAAGGAGAUUGAUGGCUACUACUAGGCAGAGAAUUGGCCUUGUUCCAGAUAAUGCGGAGGUUGGAGAUUCGGUCUUCCUUCUGAAGGGCAGCGAUACACCGUUUGUGUUACGGCGAAAAGAGGAGCAUACUUGGUUGCUUAUAGGUCACUGCUAUGUUGAUGGAGUUAUGUAUGGAGAGGUUUUUCAUGAAGACGCUUGUUUGGAGGUGAUUUUGGCGUGAGUCAGCAUUCAAAGACUUUUGCCAAAUUCGGGAAACAGGUCAUGACCAUUGGCUGUGAGCUGAUUCUCAGGGAAAUGGAGCUCGGCAUGCCAUUACUCACUAUGCCCCUAUCAACCACUAACAUGAAGUUGGUCAGUGUUUACUUCCAGCACUUUUAGCGAGACUCGGUCAAGCAGAGCCGGGGUCAUAAUGGCUAUGUAGUGUUCACGUCAACCUAGCUCUAGAGACUUUGACCAUUGAUUUCAGGAAAUGGGUUAUGACUUUGGAUGUCAUUGAAUCUUUCAGAACACGCUCUUUAUCAUUCAUUUAAAUUCGUAACGUAAGAUCUUACCAAAAAUCCUCGAC